GCUGCCGGGCGGCGGAGGGAGGAAGGAAGGGAGGGAGGGAGGGAGGGAGGGAGGCGGGGGCUGGAGGCACCGCCACCAUCAUGUCCUAUGCGCCCUUCCGGGGGUCCCGACGCCCCAGCGCCGCCGCCGUCGCCGCCGCCGCCGCCGCAGAUGUGCGAGGAGCCCCCCUGCACCGCACCCAGUACAUGCACUCCCCUUACGACCGGCCCUGGAACCCACGCUUCUGCAUCAUCUCCGGAAACCAGCUGCUGAUGCUGGAUGAGGAAGAGAUCCACCCGCUGCUGCUCCGCGAACGCCAGAGGGACCCCACCCGCAGCAAGCUCCUGCGCCGCACGGUCAGCGUCCCCGUGGAGGGGCGCCCCCACCCCGAGCACGAAUACCACGCCGCCCGCAACCGGCGGAAGAGCGUUCCUGGAGGGAAGCAGUACAGCAUCAACAUGGACGCCCCGCCUGCGCCGCCCUUCCGGGGCUCGCAACAGGGAUUCCUCAGCCGACGCCUGAAGAGCUCCAUCAAGCGCACCAAGAGCCAACCCAAGCUGGACCGCACCAGCAGCUUCCGCCAGAUGCUGCCUCGGUUCCGGAGCGCCGACCAUGACAGGGCCCGCCUCAUGCAGAGCUUCAAGGAGUCCCACUCGCACGAGUCCCUGCUCAGCCCCAGCAGCGCCGCCGAGGCCCUCGAGCUCAACCUGGACGAGGACUCCAUCAUCAAGCCCGUCCACAGCAGCAUCCUCGGGCAGGAGUUCUGCUUUGAGGUCACCACGUCUUCUGGCACCAAGUGCUUCGCCUGCCGCUCCGCCGCCGAGCGCGACAAAUGGAUCGAGAACUUGCAACGCGCGGUCAAGCCCAACAAGGACAACAGUCGUCGUGUGGACAAUGUGCUGAAGCUGUGGAUCAUCGAGGCGCGAGACCUGCCCCCCAAGAAGCGCUACUACUGCGAGCUGUGCCUAGAUGACAUGCUCUAUGCCCGCACCACCAGCAAGGUGCGCACAGACAACGUCUUCUGGGGGGAGCACUUCGAGUUCAACAACCUGCCGGCGGUGCGGACCAUCCGGAUCCAUCUCUACAAGGACACGGACAAGAAGCGCAAGAAGGAUCGCAGCAACUACGUGGGCAUGGUCAGCAUCCCCAUCGCCAGCGUGACCGGGCGCCACUUUGCCGAGCAGUGGUACCCACUCAGCCAGCCCAGCGCCAGCAAGAGCAAGUCCGGUUGCCCGGCUGUCCGGGUCAAGAGCCGCUUCCAGACCAUGAGCAUCCUCCCCAUGGAGCUCUACAAGGAGUUUGCUGAGUAUGUUACCAACAACUACCGCAUGCUCUGUGCUGUCCUGGAGCCAGUCCUCAGCGUCAAGAGCAAAGAGGAGGUGGCCUGUGCCCUCGUGCACAUCCUCCAGAGCACUGGCAAGGCCAAGGACUUCCUUUCCGACAUGGCCAUGACGGAAGUGGACCGCUUCAUGGACCGGGAGCACCUGAUCUUCCGGGAGAACACGCUGGCCACCAAAGCCAUAGAGGAGUAUCUCAAACUGAUUGGACAAAAAUACCUCAAGGACGCCAUUGGCGAGUUCAUCCGUGCUUUGUACGAGUCAGAAGAGAACUGCGAGGUGGACCCCAUGAAGUGCUCAACGUCCACCCUGGCCGACCAUCAGGCCAACCUCCGCAUGUGCUGCGAACUGGCCCUCUGCAAAGUUGUCAACUCCCACUGCGUGUUUCCGCGGGAGCUGAAGGAGGUCUUUGCCUCGUGGCGCCUGCGCUGUGCGGAGCGGGGCCGAGAGGACAUUGCGGACCGCCUGAUCAGCGCCUCCCUCUUCCUGCGCUUCCUGUGCCCGGCCAUCAUGUCCCCCAGCCUCUUCGGCCUCAUGCAGGAGUACCCCGACGAGGAGACCUCCCGCACCCUCACCCUCAUCGCCAAGGUCAUCCAGAACCUGGCCAACUUCUCCAAGUUUGGAAGCAAGGAGGAGUACAUGGCCUUCAUGAACGAGUUCCUGGAGAUCGAGUGGGCCAGCAUGCAGCAGUUCCUCUAUGAGAUCUCCAACCUGGACACGCUCACCAACAGCAGCAGCUUCGAGGGCUACAUCGACUUGGGCCGGGAGCUCUCCACCCUCCAUGCCCUCCUCUGGGAGGUCAUGCCCCAGCUCAGCAAGGAGGCCUUGAUGAAGCUGGGCCCGCUGCCCCGGCUCCUCAACGACAUCAGCCUCGCUCUCAGGAACCCCCACAUCCAGCGCCAGCCCAGCCACCAGGGCGACCGGCUCCAAGCCAAGCCCCUCAUCCUCCGCGGACCCUCCACCGAUGUCCAGUCCUCCUACAUGAUGCGUGACCUCAACAGCUCUGUCGACAUGCAGUCCUACAUGAUGCGGGGCAUCAACAGCUCUGUGGACAUGACCCGGUUGCCUUCGCCCACCAAGGAGAAGGGCUCCAAGGGGGACAUGUUCUUUGUGGCCCGGCCCCCGCUGGCCCGCUCCUCCCCGGCCUAUUGCACCAGCAGCUCGGACAUCACGGAGCCGGACCAGAAGGUGCUGAGCGUCAACAAGAGCGUCUCCAUGCUGGACCUGCAGGACAGCCGCAUGAACAGCAUCUCCAACCUCCACAGCGUGGGCGACCUGCUCAACAGCAGCCAGGCCUCCAUCACGGCCGGCCUGGGGCUUCGGCCCAGCCGCCUCUCCCAGGGCAGCGGCUCCAGCAUCGCCGCCGGCCUGCGCCUCAGCCAGAUGGGCGUCACCACCGACGGGCUGGGCGGGGGCACCUCUUCGGCCCAGCAGCUGAGGAUACCCCUUUCCUUCCAGAACCCGCUCUUCCACAUGGCCUCUGAUGGGCCAGCAGCUGGGGGCCACGGCGGGUCCCACCACCCGCAUUCGCACUCACACUCGCACUCGCACCGGCCGGCCGAGGGCAACCCGGACGCCUCUGCUUCCACCUUUGCUCCCUUCCAUGGCUACAGCAAGAGCGAGGAUCUCUCUUCCGCCGCCGCCGCUGCCGCCGCCGCCUCCAACAAGCACAUCAUCCACAGCCACAGCUACAGUGACGAGUUCACCCGGCAGGGCUCCGAGUUCACCAAGCGGCAGCUUUCCCUGCAGGAAAACCUGCAGAACAUGCUCUCGCCCCCGCAGAUCACCAUCGGGCCCCAGCCCCAGCGUGCCCCUUCUGUGGCCACCGCCGGCCCCACGGCCCCACAGCCCCCCCUCCAGCGGGGCAAGUCCCAGCAGCUGACCGUCUCAGCCGCCCAGAAGCCCCGGCCCUCCAGCGGCAACCUCCUCCAGCCAGAAGUCCCCUACGGAGCCCCUCCUCGCGGGCGGCAGCAGUCGCUGGCCAAGGAGACACCCUCCGCCCUCAAGCCAUCCCUCACCAAGCAGCAAUCACACACGCCUUCAACACUGAACCCGGCCAUGCCAGCCUCGGAGCGGACGGUCGCCUGGGUCUCCAACAUGCCUCACCUCUCGGCCGACAUCGAAAGCUCCCACAUCGAGCGAGAGGAGUACAAACUCAAGGAGUACUCUAAGUCCAUGGACGAGAGUCGGCUGGACCGGGUGAAGGAGUACGAGGAGGAGAUCCACUCGCUAAAGGAGCGCUUGCACAUGUCAAAUCGGAAGCUUGAGGAGUACGAGCGGCGUCUACUGACUCAGGAGGAGCAGACCGGCAAGAUCCUGCAGCAGUACCAGCAGCGCCUGGAGCAGAGCGAGAAGCGCCUCCGGCAGCAGCAGGUGGAGAAGGACUCCCAGAUCAAGAGCAUAAUUGGCAGGUUGAUGCUGGUGGAGGAGGAACUGCGCAGGGAUCACUCGGCCGCCCACGACGCCUCCGAAACGCGGAAGCGGCUGCUCGACGCUCAGGAGAGGCAGCUUCCCGCCGUGGGUGCAGCAAACCUGCGUCUGAGCGCCGCUAUGGCACCCCCACCGCCCUGGAACGGGAUCCUCCCCGGGCCACCGCCUCCGCCCCCGCGACUCCAGAUCACGGAAAAUGGAGAGUUUCGCAACACCGCGUCUGAGCAGCACUAGCAACCGCCCCCCCCGCCCCAACGAUGACCACGGCCCACCCGGACUGCCCGCCUGGCCCACCCGCCCCAAGGACGACAGCGGUGGGGCGGGGGGUGGUGGCAGCAGUGGUGGGGGGCGGGGGGUGGACGGGCGAGUGGGGCGGGGGCGGUCCAGACCACCGCCACCUCCACCAUCAGGCACAGGGUCCCCCCCACAUACACAACGCCGGGGGGCCCGGGUGCAACUUCAGGGUGUUUUAUAGCAGGACACAGACGACAAUCUUACCCCCAACCCCCUCGCCUCCAUCACCCACCGCCCGCCCGGAGAUCUCUUCCUGCCCCAGAGACGGGAGGGGAGGGGUCCCCUUCUGCCCCUCUCUCCCUCCGCCCCCUCCCCAGGUAUUUCUCAGGAGUGGCCCCUUCCCCCUCCCCUCCCGUGGCAGUGGAGGGGGGCCGGAAAGAGGUGCCCCCCACUCUCCACCACUCAGCACUUUCUGCUUUGCCUUGGGGUCGGGGGGUAGGCUGGCCCUGGACCCCCCAGCUAGCUGCCAUGACGGGUUGUGGGGAGGGAGCAGCUCUUCCACGUCCUGAGGGGAGACACUGGAGGGUGGGGGGGGGGGGGUCUGGAGGGCCCUGUGCCCCCUGUUUCAUGCCUCCAGCGCUCCAAGGCAAGGCAGUGCUUUCUCUCCCCCUCAAAUCCACUUGCGAAUGUGCGAAUGUGGGGAGGGGGCUGCCAGGCCCACUUCCUGUUCUCCCCCCUCACCACCACCACCUCCACCACAUAUCUCUGCUGCGCUCCAUUCUCCGACAAAGGGCUUUGCCUGCUCUGUACAGUGCCCCCCGACCCAGAUACUCUCUCUAUUUCUUUCUUCCUUUCUUUCCUUGCUAUAGAUACUAGCUCUGUUUUACUGGAGGGGUUGGGAAAGCAGGGUGGGGGGCAACGCUUUCCUUCUUCCCUCAGCCCCAGAAGCCCCCACCCCCCAUAUUUCUGGGUGAGGGGCUUGUCAGGCUCCCACUCUCACGCCUCCCUCCCUCCCUCUCCAAAAGAAGAAGCCAUUUUGAACUGCCCAGUUUUGUGCAGGUGCUCAGGGCGGGGGGUGGGGUGGGGAAGGUGGGGAUGUGGGGAAGGGGGGGAUGCUGUUGCCCCCCCAGUGGCCCCCAAUAUGGGGGGUGGGGGAGGCGGAGGGAAAGGGGACUGGCCCCCCUCCCACUCGUGUGGUGCUUGCUUGCUUGCUUGCUUGCUUGCUUGCUCGCUGUCCGCCCGUCUGUCCGCCUGUCCGCCAGUCGGUCCGCGGGUCAGUCGUCCAGCCGGCCGGCGGUCAGUCGGUCAGUCGCUGCCGCCGCCGUCGCUUGGGGUCAGGGGGGCAGGUCGUGGUCACGCUCGGUGCGUGGGUGUCGUGGGUGUUUCUCUUUCUGGCUAUUCCGGUGCCCCCUCCCCACUCGCCAUUUUAGCAGCCCCCCACCCAUCUCUCUUUCGUUUCGCGUUCCCCCCUCCUCCUUCGCUCGCUCUGUCUCGUUCUUUUCGCCCUCCCGCCCCACCCCGAUGAGGACGGUGCCUCUGGCGGCGCCGUAGAUAUUUAUACGUAUUAUUAUGAUGACAAUGAAUUAUUAUUAUUAAUUAUUAUUAUUAUUAUAACAUAAAAGUUUGUAUAUAUGUGAAACCUCUUCCCAGGACCCCCGCCCCCCCAUUGCCCACCCCUGGCUGCCUGCUCCCCAAAACGGCCUGCCCCCCCAGGUGUAAUUACCGCGGGAUUUGUACUGUACAUAAGAAAGAGAGCAACCUUCCUUCCUCUCUCUCUCUCUCUCUCUCUCUUUCUCUCUCUCUUUCCCAAAAGGGGAGGGGGUUCGGGGCGUGGGGGGCACGAAUCCCCCAGACUCAUAGGGAGCUCCCCAGGCUCUUCUCUCUCUUUCAAGCUCUCAAGUUUAUUUUAUGUCAAAUUUAUUUUUUUCUCUCAUUUUUUUCUGGAGUGUGUGGUGAAAACAGAAGAAAAUGUUUAAUAAAAAGCAAUUGGUCUUUUA
This is a messenger RNA of Anolis carolinensis (green anole), 5977 nucleotides long. RefSeq names its product synaptic Ras GTPase activating protein 1 (gene syngap1). Lineage: Eukaryota; Metazoa; Chordata; Lepidosauria; Squamata; Anolidae. Gene Ontology annotation, biological process: regulation of GTPase activity; negative regulation of Ras protein signal transduction. The record is from RefSeq and is a predicted model, not a curated record.